AUGUUUCUUCGCUCCAUCGCUCGCGCUGCUCCUCGCAGCCCGGCCGCCAUCCGUGCCGGUCCCAUGGCCUCGCUGAACGCCAUGCAGACCCGUGCUGCCUCUGAGCACGCUAUUGCCAACCCUACUCUCGCCAGCAUUGAGAAGCGCUGGGAGGCUAUGCCCCCUCAGGAGCAGGCCGAGCUGUGGAUGCAGCUCCGUGACCGCAUGAAGGUCGACUGGCACCAGAUGACCCUGCAGGAGAAGAAGGCCGCCUACUGGAUUGCCUUUGGUCCUCACGGUCCCCGCGCCGAGGCCCCCAAGGGUGAGGGUCUCCGCAUCUUCUUCAAGGUUGCUCAGCUCACCGCUGCCUCGGUCGCCGUCUUCUACGCCAUCCACUACUUCGCCAAGCCCCAGCCCAAGACCAUGUCCAAGGAGUGGCAGGAGGCCAGCAAUGAGUACGCUCUGUCCGAGAAGAUCAACCCCAUCCACGGCAUCAGCAAGGAUGGUUACGAGGGCCAGGGCUUCGUCCAGAGCCCUUCCGCCGACAAGUCAUAA
Molecule: messenger RNA, 534 nt
Organism: Penicillium oxalicum
Lineage: Eukaryota; Fungi; Ascomycota; Eurotiomycetes; Eurotiales; Aspergillaceae
Product: cytochrome c oxidase subunit IV family protein
Exons: 3
Coding region: 1-534 (177 amino acids)
Biological process (GO): mitochondrial electron transport, cytochrome c to oxygen
Source: RefSeq, a predicted model, not a curated record